Molecule: messenger RNA, 1404 nt
Organism: Triticum aestivum (bread wheat)
Lineage: Eukaryota; Viridiplantae; Streptophyta; Magnoliopsida; Poales; Poaceae
Product: methyltransferase-like protein 23
Exons: 8
Coding region: 72-728 (218 amino acids)
Cellular component (GO): cytoplasm; nucleus
Source: RefSeq, a predicted model, not a curated record
UGGACUCUGCUUCCGCUUCUGCGUCCUCGUCGGAGGCGGAGGAGGAGCCCGGGCGCGCUCCGCCGCCGCGCAUGACCACGGUCUCGCGCCACUACUUCGGCGGCGCCUCUGCCGAGAGCGACCACGACCUCCGCGUCGACGUCGUCGAGAACAUAGAGGAGGAUUACGGGAUGUUCGUCUGGCCAUGCAGCGUCAUCCUCGCGGAAUACGUGUGGCAGCAGAGGCCGCGCUUCUCCCGCUCCAGAGUUGUCGAGCUUGGUGCGGGAACCUCGCUACCGGGUUUAGUAGCUGCAAAAGUUGGAGCAGAUGUUACGCUGACAGACAUUGCACAUAAUGCAGAAGUACUGGACAAUAUACGGCAAAUAUGCAGUCUCAAUAACGCCAACUGCACGGUAUUGGGACUUACUUGGGGAGAUUGGGAUGAACCUGUGUUUGAUUUGCACCCUGAUAUUAUUCUCGGAGCCGAUGUGCUUUAUGAUUCAGCAAAAUUUGACGAUCUCUUUGCGACGGUUACCUUCCUCCUGGAAAAUUCUCCUGGGGCAGUGUUCAUCACCACAUACCACAAUCGCAGUGGUCAUCACUUGAUUGAAUUUUUGAUGGUGAAGUGGGGUUUGAAAUGUUUGAAGCUUCUGGAUGGUUUCUCUUUCCUUCCCUCGUGCAAGGCUGAAUCACUACAGGGAAAUAUUCAGCUAGUGGAGAUCACACUUGAGAAGGAAAAACCAAAAUGAUCUUCAGGAUGGCUCUUUUUCUUCAUGUGUUCCAGCCUUACAGGAGUUACAAUUCAUUGGAUCUAUGGGCACCACCUUCCACUGCUACAUUUGGGGCGCUUGGGCUCCGCCGAAGGUGAAAUUCUUUGCUUGGCUUGCAACCCGUAAUAUGAUUUGGACGGCUGACAGACUCGCUAGGAGGGGUUGGCAAAAUUGUGGACUGUGUCCGCUUUGCCAGCGUGUGCAAGAAAAUGGAGCCCAUCUUUUCUACAAGUGUCGCUUCACCCUUAGGAUUUGGAACCUCAUCAAAAAUUGGCUUGGUCUCCAUAUGAUUGACAUGUCAACUUGGGACAAUUUGCACUCUCUCUCGCUUUGGUGGAGAAACAUGUCUGGAAGCAACAUCCCCAAUAGAAAGGCCAUGGCAUCCCUCACUAUGCUAGUUGGGUGGACCAUUUGGAAUGAGAGAAACGCUCGUAUAUUCAGGCACAAGUCAACACCUGCGCCGGUCAUCUUCGACACCAUCAAAAGAGAAGCUAGACUUUGGGUUACUGCGGGUGCACACAAAUUGGGUAGCAUAAUGCCGGGAGAGUAAUGGACCUCAUGUAAUAUGUGUGGUGUAACAAACAAACUCUAUUCUCCUUCUUAAUUAAUGGAUGAGGCAAAGCUUAUGCCUCCGUUUCAAAAAAAAAAAAAAGAG